UAAAGAAAUAAAUAUAUGCGUCUUCUGAUUUCAGGGAAAAGGUUUCUUUUGAAAACAAGCGAGCAACAAUAUCAAGGCCACAGUAAGGAAUGAAGUACCAGACGGAGAUGAGGAACGUUCUUUUCAGAAGUCUUUUUGUUUGUCUCAUCGUAUUAGUCCUCUCUCUGCACUUGUGCAGUUCUGUAGAGCCACACAUCCAUGACAAGGUUCUGCAUAAAAUCAACUCAGAGUGUCUAAACAGCAACAAAACUGUUAGUAAGGCAUCCAUACCUAGUAUCUUCGAGUCAUUUACAACGUCAUUAUUUGAAGAUUUACUAGGCAGAAAAUCAAGCCGAAAGAAAAGGAGUAUUAUGAAGAGAUAUAAGAGAAAUGUGGGAUUGAUUUUCCCAGGUACAAAAUGGUGCGGCAUAAACAAUAACGCUGCAAAUUACUCCGACUUGGGCGUUAGCGUGCAUACAGACAAAUGCUGUCGUGAACACGACCAAUGUCCUAGAUAUAUUCUGGCUGGAAAAGAGAACUAUGGACUUCAAAAUCAGGAUACGUUCACCAGAAGCGACUGCAAAUGCGAUAACGCUUUCCGAGAUUGUCUUCACCUAGCCAAAUGUGAAGCCCCAUUGUCCAGGGAUCGAUUUACAGCAGGUUUCGUCGGGAUGUUAUAUUUUACGGACCUGAACACAUAUUGUAUUAAAUUCCCAGAAGGAAACUGUACAAAGUAAGUCGAAAGAUUCUUUCUUUUUUUAAGUAUGU
Molecule: messenger RNA, 747 nt
Organism: Octopus sinensis (East Asian common octopus)
Lineage: Eukaryota; Metazoa; Mollusca; Cephalopoda; Octopoda; Octopodidae
Product: phospholipase A2
Exons: 4
Coding region: 90-716 (208 amino acids)
Biological process (GO): phospholipid metabolic process; arachidonate secretion
Source: RefSeq, a predicted model, not a curated record